AUGUUGCGUCUGCGAGUCAUCCUGCCUGGCAGUGCUGAGAGACUUGACCUUCCUGAAAGGCCAUCAUCAGUGGAGGAACUCGGAGACAUACUCGCAGACAAAUUCAAGUUGGCACCAGGUUUUUCCCUUACAUUCGAUGACCCUGCAUUUGACAAUGAGCUGUGCAAUCUCAGUGACAUACAGUACCUUCCAGAAGGUAAAGCUGUUCUUCGAGUGGAUUGGGAAAUUGUGUUGACCCCAGUGCUUAAUGACUCGUCUUUAGCUGAGGAUACUGACAUCAGUGUGGAGAGUGAGACGCUUGCAUCACCAUCAACAGCCUCCUCCUCUGGGGGAACACAUUCCAUUCAAGAUCCAGACUUCAGUGUGGAGAGUGACAUGGCAUCAACACCAUCCUCAGCGGUGUCCUCUCAGGGAAGACGAUCCAGUCGGUUUCCAGCCAUCUUUACAGUACCUACUUUCUCCUAUACACUUGAACUGAAACUAAGAAUGGAGGAGCAGCAUACUCAGAAAGUAACGCCCUAAUGUCAUACACUCGUGAAAUGAAGUCUGAAAUCUUGGCAAAGCUAGCUGAAGUCAUUUAUGCCUAUGAAUCAUACCCAGUUUUAGAAGACCUGGAGAAGGUAGCAAAGGCCUUAGUUGAGAAGCAUCCAUGCAUCGGAAAUGCAGGUCCUGACAAAGCAUGGAAAGCCUGGACAAUCAGCCUGAAGAAUAAAAUGAAUAACUAUCGAGCAACACUAUCCAGGGCAGGCUGCACCGAAGUGAGGGUCAACAAACGGCGCAGAGGCGCAGAAUAUGUAGUAAAACUAAAGAGCCCACGCAGGGCAGAGUUAAACUUUCUACCAAAUCACCCAGACGGAGUUGGGGUUGGGGCACUAGAGAGCGAAAGGGCCUGGCUUGAAGAUGAGUUAAAGAAGAGAAACAUAAACAAGGCUGAGGUAAAUGCCAAAAUGGAUCACACCUUCUCCCUCAGACGAAAGGAGGUCGUUGCUGAAGAUGUGCAUGUCUCCACAAUCAGGCAGAGAUGGCCAGCCCUAUUCUUGUUGGAUCAGGUAAAUGCGGAAUUUAAGAGAGUAACAGGAAAAGAAUUGAUGGAAACGUUCUUCACGUCCUUGGACGAGCAUGCCAGGGGCCUCAUCCGUGUGUACCGCACCGUAGCUCACCACCCCACUCAAGUGACACUAAGGAGUCAGUUGGAGUACCUGGACAAGCAGACCACAGAGAUCAUUAAACAUCGGAGGGUGGUGGCUGUCAAAGGGCUGCAGUAUUACCUGGGGGAGAAGACCGAGCUUUUCAAGACCUGCCAGCCAGACGGUGUGUACGAAGCCUCAAGCCCCAUGCCAAUGGGUAUCCUGGAGAUUGUGGGGCCUCCAGGAGGCCCGGAAGCUGCGCCGAGAGCUGCAGUAGUCCUGGAUGGGGAAAUUCUCUGCGACAACCUACCAGAUCCCCCAACUGCCCUUGCGGUUCUAUUCGGGUUCAUCUAUGCUCUCAACAUCUCUUAUCUCCCAGAGUGGUCAAACUUCUUUGAGGUAAUCCAGAAGUUAAUAAUGUCAAUGGAUGCUGAGAAAAGUGGAAAAUACGACAAACUGAACAAACUCAGAACCAAACUCUCUCAGCUGUAGAGUGUUCUUGCAAUGUACAGUAUUUGCAUCAAGGGAUGCAAGUACGUUUUUCUUGAGUUUACACAAAGGAGGUUAACAGAAUGCACUUACUCCUUUGGCCUAUCCGUGCUUCACACAGUCAUAUUUGCACCAACUGUAGCAACAUGACUACUGUACUUGGCAAAUAAGCCGUUGUUGUUGAUCUGCCUUGCUCAUUGGCACACCACCAGUGGUACAUUGAACAUUAAGCCUCACUUUAGUCUAUUGUCUAUGAAGGUUUGCAACAGUGCACGUCCUUCACAGUGUACAAAAACACUAAUUGAUAUUUCCAUAUUUUCUGUAAACCCUCCUGCAAAUAGGUAGCUCUAUGGAAAUUUACCACUUUUCUUUCUGUGUUCUUAGGAGGUCAUAUUUGAUAGUCAGUCCAACAGCUGUUUGUUCUUACUAUGUGAAGCAUGAAAGUUUCCCCUUGCUGUUCUAAGCACACUUUGACAAAAUCCGAUUUUUAUUUAUUUUUUAUUAGGAUCAAUUGAUCUUCUUUUUUUUGCACAUUUCCUUUUUUUUUUUUUUUACUGGUAACUGCUGCUGUUUUAUGAGAGUGUGGGAUUUUUUUUUACCCGUUUCUCUAGAGUAUUAAACAGAGUAUUAAAGUAUUAAAUUUGAACUGUUAAACUUUGAACUAAUUCAACUUAUCGAACUGUUAUUGAACUGUUAUUGAACUUGAAAACCAUUGCUACCUCCUUAUUAGCCUCGAACCCCAGACUUUCCUUUACAGCUUACAGCUUAUACUGUUAGCAAAUGGUGUUGCACUGUUUUUGCACUCUUGUCAAAUGUUGUGUAAUUGUUUAAAUUUGAAUUUAAA
Acanthochromis polyacanthus (spiny chromis) is the source of this 2460-nucleotide messenger RNA. RefSeq lists its product as uncharacterized. The record is from RefSeq and is a predicted model, not a curated record. The transcript is spliced from 4 exons. NCBI's taxonomy places the organism in Eukaryota, Metazoa, Chordata, Actinopteri, Pomacentridae. Bases 522 to 1619 code for a protein of 365 amino acids.